CACAGGCAACUCGCUAGUCCUGUAAAGAAACCUGGUCAGGGGUCACACCAUCCAAAAACCAAGAACAAUUAGGUUUAUAGUAACUCUUAACAUAAUGGCAUCAGUUUCAGAAGACAACCUAGAACUCCAGGAGAUUCAGAAGCUCGAAGGCCACACAGACAGAGUGUGGGGCCUCGCCUGGAACCCCACUUCCGGCGCCGACGGCGUGCCCGCCGUUCUUGCUUCUUGUAGCGGCGACAAAACCGUGAAAAUCUGGCAAAAAAGCCCCUCCACUAGCUCUUUUCACCUCAAGGCAACUAUUGAAGAGACUCAUACUAGAACUGUUAGAUCAUGUUCCUGGUCACCAUCUGGUAAAUUAUUAGCAACUGCAAGCUUUGAUGCUACCACUGCCAUCUGGGAACAGGUUGGGGAUGACUUUGAAUGCUUGGCCACCUUGGAGGGUCACGAAAAUGAAGUUAAAAGUGUUUCAUGGAAUGCAUCCGGCUCCCUCUUAGCUACUUGUAGCAGAGAUAAAUCAAUUUGGAUUUGGGAAGCUUUGCCUGGCAAUGAAUUCGACUGUGUUUCAGUCUUACAGGGGCACACACAAGAUGUCAAAAUGGUCCUUUGGCACCCUUCCGAGGAUAUAUUAUUUUCAUGUAGCUAUGAUAACACUAUUAAGGUUUGGGCUGAAGACGGCGACAGUGACGAUUGGCAUUGUGUUCAGACUUUGAAAGAAGCAAACAAUGGACACUCAUCUACAGUAUGGUCUAUAUCUUUUAAUGCCACUGGAGAUAAAAUGGUUACUUCAAGUGAUGAUCUUUCCAUAAAGGUAUGGGGUGCAGACAUUGUGAGAGUGCAGUCCGGUGAGGGCUAUGCACCUUGGAAACACCUUUGCACUCUAUCUGGCUAUCAUGAUCGAACAGUUUUCUCAGUCCAUUGGUCAAGAGAAGGAAUAAUUUCUAGUGGAGCAGCAGAUGAUGCUAUUCGUUUAUUUGUUGAGAAUCAGGAUGACUUGGGUGAUGGACCUAUGUAUAGAUUACUUUCGAAAAAGGAGAAGGCUCAUGAACAGGAUGUGAACUGUGUGCAGUGGGGUUCCAAGGAGAGCGGGCUACUUGCCUCUUCAAGUGAUGAUUGCAGCGUUAAGAUAUGGAAGUUGGGUCCUCGCCAUUAACAUAUAUACACAAAAUACAGCCAGCAUUAAAUGUUGUGCCAUAUAUGUGAUUUGCACAUUUCAGCAGUAUUCUAUACUGUGUGAUUCAUCAAAAGUGAACGGUUGUAAUUUUUAUGGCAGAACAUUAUAGUUACCAUUGUUUUGUGACAAUAAAAUAGUGCGGGGUAGGCAGUGCAGUUGUAAGUUUUGAUCUUAGCCAUGCUAAUGAAAUUUUGGGUUUCUUCUC
Messenger RNA from Daucus carota subsp. sativus, 1376 nucleotides. RefSeq names its product protein CIA1. The coding region runs from base 95 to 1150 and encodes 351 amino acids. Gene Ontology annotation, molecular function: protein binding. Gene Ontology annotation, biological process: iron-sulfur cluster assembly. The transcript is spliced from 10 exons. The record is from RefSeq and is a predicted model, not a curated record. Gene Ontology annotation, cellular component: cytosolic [4Fe-4S] assembly targeting complex. NCBI's taxonomy places the organism in Eukaryota, Viridiplantae, Streptophyta, Magnoliopsida, Apiales, Apiaceae.